UCUGCUCUCUCCCUCUCUCUCAAGAGGAUCGUUGCUCCUCCCUCUAGUCUCUCCCAGACCCAGACUCUCAUCAGGGCCAGGGCGGCAGGCCCGUGCCGUGCAGGUGGCAGCGGCAGCGCGGCCAAAUCCCGGCGGUGGUGCGGACUGCGGAGCGGGGAGCGGGCGGCGGUGCGGCGCCGAGGCGGGGGCCGCCGCCCCCCAUCGGCAUAAGGGGCAGGGGAUAGGACACAGCCUAUUUCCGUCUCUCUCUCUCUCUCUCUCUCUCUCUCGGUAUCGGCCUUCCUUUCCUAGCGGCGGCGACUGGGCGAGUGGCGCGGCCCCUGGCCCGUUCUUCGUUCUUCGUGGGGCGCUUCGCCGGCGACGAGCAUCCGACAGGGGCAAUGGCAUCACAGGCUGGAGGUGGCAGAGGCGGUGAUGCUGGCUCGGCGCAACACGGGCAGGUUCAGGGUUUGGCAAGACAGGGGUCCUUAUACAACCUUACCCUGGAUGAGGUGCAGAACCAUUUGGGAGAGCCAUUGCUUAGCAUGAAUUUUGAUGAGCUCCUGAAGAGCGUGCUUCCUGACGGUGUAGACCCAAAUGGCACUGUCACUGGCAAGCCUGAUACAGCAUCGAGUCUGCAGCGACAAGGGAGCAUUAUGAUGCCUCCGCAGCUGAGCAAGAAGACUGUUGAUGAGGUGUGGAAGGGUAUCCAGGAUGGACCUGGGACCAGUGCUACGGAUGGUGGACGGCACAGGCGGGAAAGGCAGCCAACGCUUGGGGAAAUGACCCUUGAGGAAUUUUUGGUUAAAGCUGGGGUUGUUUCGGAAGGACUUAUGAAGGAUUCGGAUGAUUUGCCGAGUAAUAUGAAUACAUUUGGGAGCAAUGUUGUGGCGGGUGGCGGUUCUGGUUUGAACUCUGGAGCACAGUGGUUGCAGCAGUACCAGCAGCAAGCUUUGGAGUCCCGGCAGCCGAGUUUGGUGGGUUCAUACAUGGCUAGUCAGUUGUCUCCCCAGCCAUUAUCUGUUGCUACAGGUGCUAUGUUGGAUUCAAUUUACUCGGAUGGCCAGAUUACUUCGCCAACAGUUGGUGCAUUUUCGGACCCUCAAACACCUGGGCGCAAGCGUGGUGCCUUAGGGGAGGUGGUAGAUAAGGUGAUUGAAAGAAGGCAGAAGAGGAUGAUAAAAAAUAGGGAAUCAGCUGCACGAUCAAGAGCGAGAAAGCAGGCUUACACUAAUGAGCUUGAAAACAAGGUUUCCCAUCUAGAAGAGGAGAAUGAGAGACUAAAGAAGCAGAAGGAGUUCGAUGAGAUAUUGAGCUCUGCUCUGCCUCCAGAACCCAAGUAUCAGCUCAGGCGAACAAGCUCGGCUGCCUUUUGAUUUUGGAUGGUGACAAUGCUCACAAUGACCUUUGUACAUUAGACAAAGGUUCAACUUAUAUAGUUUUGCCUCUUUGUGGGUUAGAAACAAUUGAUAGAUUGAGGUUAUAGCUUUUCCCAGCCCGGUGGUCCAGUGUAUGUAGAUUGGUAGCAACAUGUAGCAUGCCCUGGGGCUGUUCGUUACCGAGGCGUUUGCCAGAAUGUAAAUGUUCUAGACACAUGUUUUAAGUUCUGAGAGCUUUCUCAAACUGGAAAAGUAUUCUAGUACCUGAUGAA
Panicum virgatum (switchgrass) is the source of this 1630-nucleotide messenger RNA. Its product is annotated as ABSCISIC ACID-INSENSITIVE 5-like protein 2. The coding region runs from base 381 to 1355 and encodes 324 amino acids. Lineage: Eukaryota; Viridiplantae; Streptophyta; Magnoliopsida; Poales; Poaceae. Gene Ontology annotation, biological process: positive regulation of DNA-templated transcription. Gene Ontology annotation, molecular function: DNA-binding transcription factor activity. Gene Ontology annotation, cellular component: nucleus. The record is from RefSeq and is a predicted model, not a curated record. The transcript has 4 exons.